Messenger RNA from Uloborus diversus, 1845 nucleotides. RefSeq lists its product as uncharacterized. NCBI's taxonomy places the organism in Eukaryota, Metazoa, Arthropoda, Arachnida, Araneae, Uloboridae. Bases 1 to 1197 code for a protein of 398 amino acids. The record is from RefSeq and is a predicted model, not a curated record. The transcript is spliced from 12 exons.
AUGAUCAGACCUGAAACAGAAAUGGAUUUACGAAAGGAGAUUAGGGAAGAAAAAAAUCCGAGAGAAGGCCACCAAAACAUCUCAUUCCAUAGCAACACAAAACAUAGUCUAACAGCAUUUUCACGGUCUAAAUUUCUAGAAGUUUUCAAGGAAAUGUGCUUGCCUCACUUUGACAUAAAUGAGCCAGAAAAAGUGUGCCUUAAUUGCAUGUUAAUUGUUGAAUUGAUGACUAAAUCUAAAUCUGAAGAUAUGAGUUUGAAAUAUGAAGCUGUUACUGGAUUGUGUAACCUUACAAAAACCACUUCUGGUUUGUGCAAAGUUAUAGAAUCAGGCGGCAUCCAUAUUAUGUUAUCCAUGACUGUCAAUGGAGAUUUGAAUUUAAAGUGUGCUAUUGCUUCUGCCUUGCACAGUAUAACUCAAAGUAUGAUGUUAAACUCAUUUCUUGUCGAAGCUGGGUGCUUGAAAGCUCUAAAAAAUUUGUUGGAAACAUCUCAUGAUUGUAAUGAAUUGUUGAAUGAUUCCUUAAGUGCCUUAAAUUUGUUAUGCAUGGAUCCUAACAUUAGAAUAAAAGUAUUAAAGGAAGGAUUUGUCCCCUCACUGUUUGCUGUUGUUCGUUGUACUGGAACAGCUGCUGUAUUUGCUGCAAGAAUUUUGCAAUUUUUAGUUUGUAAUUUUGAUCAUCAUGACUUUAUACUGCAGAAUCAUAAACAUAUCAUAUCAGACUUGUUCGAUGGCUUUCAAAAUGAAGAUUAUCAGGAAGAUAUUUCAAGAGGAUUUCCUCUAUUAUAUCUUCUGAAAGGUUCUCUUCUCCAAAUGAGUUUUCUCACAAAUAUAUUACAGCUUUGUGUGAGUUGCUUACAUUUUUUAACUGAUGAUUCCAGUGAUGUGUUAGCACAUGUAGGAAGAGGUCUUGCAAAUUUUGCUGAGUGCUCAUCAAAUUCACUUCACUUGGUUCAUAAUUUGCAAACCAUUGCUCUAAAAUUACUGAAAUCCACAUCAGAAGCUCCUCGAAUUCAUGGCUGUAGACUUAUAAACUAUCUUUUCUCUUCUGAGCCAACUUUCACUUUGGAUAUUUUAUCUCAAUCAGGAAUGGAUGAAUUUAUCGAAACCAUUUUUGAUCUCCCUGGAAUAACUGAUGUUUUAAAUAAUUUGCUUUUGAGGAAAGUAUCUAGACUUUCUAUUUCUCAAAAACUGUGACAACUGUGAUAAUAUAUUUAAUAAGAAACAUGGAAAUUAUUAAUGUUUUGUAUAGAUGUUAAAAUGAGAAUUUUUACAGAGAACGGCUUGCACAAUGCUUUGUCCACCUAGAAAGUACUUUUAUUAUUCUGAAAUAUUUCAUUUUUGUGAUAUAUUGUACAAUCUUACUGAACAACACUUUCUAGUCAAAAUUUAAAUGAUUUCUAGAGAUUAAAAUUGUAUAAAUCUUGUUUUUGUUGUUAUAAGUAGUUUGCUUAGAAUCCUUUCUCUUUUGCAUACAAAUUGGUAAAAACCUGUUCUCUCUUGUAUGCAUACUGAAGGUUGAGAUUGAAUACUUACAUUUCUUUGACUUGUUAAAAUUGCAUGCCCAGAUAAUUUUAUUUUAGUCUAACAAAAAACUGCUUUACAAAAGAAUUUCAAAACAAAUUUAUACAGAACAAUAUCAAAUAUAUACAAUUUUAUUGACAUUUUGUAUAUUUCAUUAUAUACAUGAGCAUUUUUAAUUAAAUUUUAUCAGUGACAUAUGUUUCACAAAGUUGUUUCAGUCGUUGUAUUUAGUUAAAGAAUAAAGUAUGAAUAAUUUUUUCAUAAAUUCAAUUUAAGACAUGCAUAAUACAGAUUGUAAAGUCUUAAGGGUUUUUUUUUUUU